CCUCAUUAACUAGUAACCAGAUCAAAUAUAACCUCCAACCUUUCAUUUGAAAGCCUGCAGCAAGCCAUGCUGAGGUCAUGACAAUCGGCAGCCAGGAGUUUUACAGUACUUACAUUUGUCUAGUUGCUGAUGCAGUUCAGAUGUACUGAUUGGUUGGAACUUCACUACCAAAUGAGAGUAUUUUCUGUGGAGAGCACUCUGGAGGAAUGAACAAAGUAAUUGAGAGAGCCUUGUAGGACUUCUUCAUCGCUCUUCUAAGUUAGCAAUAUUGGUACAAGGAGCCACGAGCCCAGUUCCUCCAGAGCUUUUACUGUCUGUAAACACCUCUGCUAUGGAGAAGGCAGUGCUAAUACAGCUGAUCCUGCUGAGCCUGGUGUUUGGGAGCUGCCAAGGGUGCUACUGUGAACAUUAUCCAUGGGGGUCAUGGUCCAGCUGUUCAAAAACCUGCAAUUAUGGCACGCAGACAAGGCACAGGCAAAUAAAAAUGGAUGAAUAUUAUAACCAAAACUUCUGUGACCAGCUGUGCACCAAGCAGGAAUCUCGUGCAUGUAACCAACAAACCUGUCCUAUCAAUUGCCAGCUUGGAGAAUUCAGCUCUUGGUCAGAAUGUGACCCAUGCAUUAAAAAACAAGUUCGUGUCCGGAAACUCCUGCGGCCAUCCCAGUUUGGAGGCCAGGCCUGCACCGAACCACUGGUGCAAUCCCGACCAUGCUUUCCAGCUAAGCUCUGCAAUAUCGUGGAUAUGGACUGCAAGAAUAAAUUCCAGUGCGAGAAUGGUCGCUGUAUUGCAAAAAAAUUGGAAUGCAAUGGAGAAAAUGACUGUGGGGACAACUCUGAUGAAAGACAUUGUGGGAGGAAAAAGAUGGUGUGUAGCAGAAAGUUUGAGAGCAUCCCAGGUGUGCAUUUAAUCGGCAGUGGAUUUCACAUUCUGUCAGGAGAGAGCCGAGGGGAAGUCCUUGGCAACUCGUUCAAUGGAGGAGAAUGCAGAACAGUGAGACGCAAUGAGACAAGGAAAUCGUAUCGCGUGCCUGCAAAUCUGGAGACUGUCAGCUUCCAGGUAACAGAUGAAGAGGAUGAUGUAAAAUCAGAUUUCUACAAGGAUUUAACGCCUCUGAGUGAUGGUGAUGUGGGAAGCAGUACAUCCUCUCAUUCAUCUCGGAGAAGAUCUGGCAUACCAGGUCUAUUCUCAAGGAAAAGAAAAGUUCAAAUCACAUCACAUUCCUCCUUCAAGAAAGCCAUUGAAGCCUCACAUGAAAAGAAUUCCAACUUUAUUAGAGUCCAUAAAGUCAUCUCUGUUGCAAACUUCACCAUGAAGGAGUCAAAUUUGCAGCUCUCAGAUGUCUUUCUAAAAGCUCUAAACCAGCUGCCUCUGGAGUACAACUAUGCUUUAUACAGUAGAAUAUUUGAUGACUUUGGCACUCAUUACUACACCUCUGGAAGGAUGGGUGGUUCCUACGACAUUCUUUACCAGUAUAGUUCCGAGGAACUCAAGAACUCAGGUCUGUCAGUGGAUGAAUCAAUGGAGUGUAUUCGAACAGAAACAAGAAGGCGUGUGUUUUUCCGAAAGAAGAAGAAAGUCAGUACCGAAUGUGUCACAAACAAGAUGACUGUGAAACAUGAAGGUAACUAUGAUAAUAACAGGUUUGUAUCCUGUUAGUUAACCUGAGUUAUCCUCAACAAGGCACACCAGGUCCUCUUGGCUAGAGAAGUUCUUCCAACACUAAAGGUGUUCUUCCAACACUGACAGAGAGGCCAGUGCUCAUGGAAUCAUAAAAUCAACAAGGUUGGAAAAGACGUUCAAGAUUAUCCAGUCCAACCAUCCGCUUCCUAUCAACAUUUCCCACUAACCUAUGCCCGUUAGAACAACAUCUAAACAUUUCUUGAACACCUUCAGGAAGAGUGACUCCACCACCUGCCUGGGCAGCCCAUUCUAGAGCCUAACUGCUAACUGCAGUUGAAGAGAAAUUUUUUCCUAACAUCCAUAACAUCCAUAACCUGAAUCUCCCCAGCACAACUUGCAGCUAUUCCCUCUAGUCAUAUCACUAGAUAAGUGGGAGAAAAGGCCAACCCCCAGCACACCACUACCUCCUUUGAAGUGGCUGUAGAGAGUGAUAAG
Molecule: messenger RNA, 2116 nt
Organism: Centrocercus urophasianus (Greater sage-grouse)
Lineage: Eukaryota; Metazoa; Chordata; Aves; Galliformes; Phasianidae
Gene: C6
Product: complement C6
Exons: 10
Coding region: 332-1657 (441 amino acids)
Biological process (GO): immune response
Cellular component (GO): membrane attack complex
Molecular function (GO): protein binding
Source: RefSeq, a predicted model, not a curated record